Molecule: messenger RNA, 1807 nt
Organism: Symbiodinium pilosum
Lineage: Eukaryota; Dinophyceae; Suessiales; Symbiodiniaceae
Source: the annotation of a GenBank genome assembly
GACUUUGCGCGCAGCAGGGAGCCGGCCGGCUGCUACCGGCCAGCCCUUGUUUCCAAUGUAUGUAGUGUCCGCAGACCUCAUAAUGUCCAUGCAGGAUCUCAGGCCACAUGAGGAGUUGCUGGCGGAUGACUUGCUAGAAGAGUUUCAUGAGUCCAAGGGGAAUGUCAUGUUUGUGUCGCACCAGUGGGCUGGCCUUGAUCACCCAGACCCUAAUUUCGAGCAGUUCAAGGUACUGCAGGAUGCAUUGAAGAAUGCAAAAGUUGGAGCGACAACCAUCUCUGGCAAUGUGAGCGUCGAGAUAUACGCAGGACAGCAGAGCUAUGUUUCUCCGAAGGAGUUCUCGUCCAAGCCGCUGUUCGUUUGGUAUGAUUUCUUUUGCUGCCCACAGUCGCACGAUGGCGCUGCCAACCGCAAGCUGGCCAUUGAUAGCAUUCCUGUAUAUGUGGACACUUGCAAGUACUUUGUCAUUCUCUGUCCACAUGUCCACCAUGCCCAGCGCGGAGAACUGCUAAGUCGGGGCAGCUGGGAACGCCGAGGGUGGUGCAGGUUGGAACGCGUGACUCGGGCUCUCAGUGCCAAGGCGGACGCGCACCUUUCAAUAGAGAUGCACAGUGCAGCUCGCCAAGAGAUGUCCCUGUCUUUUGCGUGGGUCCGGACUCCUGUAGGAGAAGGGCAGUUCACUGUGCAAUCGGACCGGGAGAAGAUUGCGGUGCUUUUGAAAAACAUGAUUCAAAAGAAGCUGCAAUUCUACCUGGUGGAGCGGGAUUUUCACAGCUAUCGCAUGAUUCUAAACCUGCAGCGAGUGCUUCUUAGAAGCCUCCCUGUGACUCCGAUAGAGUCAUUAAUCCCUGGCUUUGAUUCUGACUCGAAUGAUCCGGCCGCGUUUGCCGCAGCCAAUUUCAUGUACCAGAAUGGCUUUGAGUCUAUUCAUGAGCGGGAUGAAGCUGGUUGGACUCCCAUCUGCUAUGCCGCGCUGGACGGCAGCCCGAUGCUCAUCACCACCCUUCUUGAGCAAAGGGCCGAUGUCAAUGACAUGAUUAUGAAGAUGGAGCCUUUGUCCCAGUUUGCUCCACACACACCACUGCUUCAUAUUUGUUCUUUCUGGACGAACAAUGACGCUAUCAAAGUGCUGCUGUCCAAUCGGGCAGACGUCAAUGCAAAGGAUGGUUACGGAGCAACCGCUCUUCUUUGGACAGCCAUUUCCAACAACGUGGAAGGCCUCAAGCUUCUUAUCUCUGCUGGUUGUGAUCCAAAACAGGCAAAUGUUCUUGGCUACUGCCCUUUCAUCAUGGCAAGUGCUGCAGGUUCCGUGGAAACAAUGAGGGAGCUGCUUCAAGUGAGUCCUCGGCAAGAGGUAGAUCGUGCUCUGCAUGCUGCGUUGCUUCAUGGAGAUGGUGGAACGGCUGCGGUUGUUUCGACCUUGAUCCAUGCAGGAGCCGAUGUGGACCACCAACUGAGCACGCCUCUCCUCAGCCCUUUGGGUGUCAUGUUUGCUGGCUUGAGCUUGCGACACCGCUGGAAGCAGUCCAUCUUGAGCGCGUAUGCCUAUCACCACUACAAGGCCACACCUUUGAUGUGCAGUAUUCUCACGAGUUCUUUUGAGGCUACGGCUGUUUUGCUGGCAGCUGGUGCGAAGAUUGACGUCAGGAACGCGCGUGGGAGUACCGCAGCAGAUCUUGCAAUGGAAACUGCAGCGCCAGACUACAUUGUGUCGGCUCUGCAGGAGGAUGGGGUUGCAAGGCAGAACAUGGUGAUGGAGUUUGCCGACCUGGUGCCUGAUUUCAGGAUUUUUUCAAGCUAUGUCUGA